AUGCAGCGGUUUCCUGUCAUUGGCUUUGCUCUCUGUCCAAGCCUUGAUCGGUGGCAGUCUCGCGGCAAAGAGACCGUGGCUCCCAAGCUCGCUCUGACGGCGCAGGCUACUUUCCCUGCUUCCGAGAUCUUCGGUGUCAAGAUUGUUAACGGUUACCCAACCCAGGCGCUUGUCGCUUUCACCAAUGAUGAGCCUGCCCCCGUGAAGGUGAACUUCAUCGGUGGCACCUUGUCCACCCUAGAUGAGGAGAACAGCGUGAUCGUGCGGAACUUGACUGCAACUGGAUACAGUGUGGAAAUUCCCGCUGGCGAGACGGAGACCCUGAGCUACCAGAUUACCACCGAGAUGCAUCCCCAGGACCUCAGACUUAGCCUUGCUUCCAUAAUCUCCGACAAUGAGGGCAGAUUCUACACAGUCUACGCCUACAAUGGCACCGUCAGUGUUGUGGAGCCCGAAACUAGCUUCUUCGACCCCCAGAUUCUUUUCCUGUAUUUCUUCCUCCUGGCCUGCUUCUCCGGUGUUGUCUACUUCUUCUACACUGUCUGGGUUGCUCCGUACUUCCCUCAGAAGCGCAAGAGCGGAAAGGGUGCUGAGUACACCAAGAAGACUUCUGGUGCUGCGAAGAAGGCCGAGACCGUCGAACCCAGCAGCCCAGCAGUCUCAUCGGCGACCACCUACAAUGCUGACUGGAUUCCCGCCCACCACAUUAACCGCCCUGAGGCCCGGAAGGUGAAGGGUAACACCCGAUCCAAGAGCCGUGCUUAA
This is a messenger RNA of Aspergillus oryzae RIB40, 765 nucleotides long. Its product is annotated as putative translocon-associated protein, alpha subunit. The record is from RefSeq and is a predicted model, not a curated record. NCBI's taxonomy places the organism in Eukaryota, Fungi, Ascomycota, Eurotiomycetes, Eurotiales, Aspergillaceae. The coding region runs from base 1 to 765 and encodes 254 amino acids. The transcript is spliced from 4 exons. Gene Ontology annotation, cellular component: endoplasmic reticulum; endoplasmic reticulum membrane.